Messenger RNA from Eruca vesicaria subsp. sativa (arugula), 1540 nucleotides. The record is from the annotation of a GenBank genome assembly. NCBI's taxonomy places the organism in Eukaryota, Viridiplantae, Streptophyta, Magnoliopsida, Brassicales, Brassicaceae.
AUGAGUCUUGUUAGUGAUUUAAGUAGAGUAGACAAAGGUUUUGUGAAGCUUCUUGUUGAUGAUUCUCGUUGUGAGGUUUUUGUGAAGAAUUGUGUUGACUUAGAGGAAGAAGACUUGACUAAGAUACUAUCUGAAUGUGACAGAGCUAGCCUAAAGGUGUUGAAUCUUGAUCUUUGCGGACGAGCUAUGACGGAGAACGCUAUAACUGAGUUCUUGAAACUCUCUCCCUCUGGUUUCCCUUCAUUGACUAGGCUAUCUUUACAAGGAACGUUUUGUUUGACAGAUAAUGCGUUGGCUUUGGUAUCUAAAUCAGCUCCUCUGCUUCGGGUUGUUAACCUCUUUGAAUGCUCGCUUCUCACUUUCCAAGCUGUUUGUAUUCUGCUUGGUGCCGUUCAUGGAAUCGUUGAGUCUCUGUUCAGAAGGUACACCGAGAACGGAAUGAGUGAAGAGCUGGCUUACAAGAACACAGUAGAAUGCAUCACAGGAACAAUCUCGAGGACUAUCUCUACUCAGGGAAUGUUGGCUGUCUACAACUCUUUGUCUGAAGAAGGCAAAAAGGAUUUCGAGACUGCAUACAGUGCAUCCUUCUAUCCUUGUAUGGAGAUUCUGUAUGAAUGUUACGAGGAUGUAGCUGCUGGUAGUGAGAUCAGGAGUGUUGUCUUAGCUGGUCGUCGCUUCUAUGACAAGGAAGGCUUGCCUGCAUUCCCAAUGGGAAAGAUUGAUCAGACAAGAAUUUGGAAGGUUGGUGAACGUGUCAGGAAGUCAAGACCAGCUGGUGACUUAGGUCCGUUAUAUCCCUUCACUGCUGGAGUUUACGUUGCCCUUAUGAUGGCUCAGAUUGAUAUCUUGAGGAAGAAGGGUCACUCGUACUCAGAGAUCAUCAACGAGAGUGUGAUUGAGUCUGUUGAUUCUCUAAACCCGUUUAUGCAUGCUAGAGGAGUAUCCUUCAUGGUGGACAACUGCUCGACCACAGCGAAAUUGGGAUCAAGGAAAUGGGCACCGAGGUUCGACUACAACCUGACCCAACAAGCUUUGGUGGCUGUGGACAAUGGUGCACCAAUCAACAAAGACUUGAUCAGCAACUUCUUUGCUGAUCCAGUCCAUGGUGCUAUCGAGGUUUGUGCACAGCUCAGGCCUACCGUUGAUAUCUCUGUGCCUGAAGAUGCAGAUUUUGGAAUGUAAAAUCUGCAUUCCAAAAGAUGGCCCAGACUGUAUCACCGUUGACCAAGACAGCAAUAGUAACACUGAUAUGGCUGGAUUUGAAGACUCUGCAGCAGGAAACGCUUUGUCGACAAAGACUGGAAACUUGGCAAAUGCAAAAUGUGUCCGCCUUGACAUCAGUUUCAAAACGCCAUCGCAUACGGGUCUUCAAACCACACAAUUGGUGUUUAUUUUAUUCUUUUUCUCAGCAAGAUAUUUGUUUACAUUAUAGUUAAAUGAGACAUAACCUUAUUUCCAAAACAUUAAUUGAAGUUACAUGAUUGUAUUCAGUUUGCUGUGACCUUAUACUUGUUCGAUUUAUACUUGUCUAGUCUGAAAA